UGUUAACGAGACGGGUUGGGGGUUUUGGGAAAUGACCACUCCAUCCAGAGAGGUAAGGGCAAGCUUCCUGGAGGCACAGGGGCCAGAGAUUUGAAAGAUUAGGAGUUAAGCAGGUAGCUAAGCUGGAAGAGGCUGUUGCUUGAAUGGAGAGCAGCGAGAGUGAAAGCCCAGAGGGGUGAAGCAGUCUAGCACUUGGGGCAAGGAGUUUGCAUUGGGGAAGCAAGGAGAGAGGAGACUAGAGAGGUGGGCAGGGCUCAAGUUCUGAAAGUCUUACGUGCCAUGCUAAGAAUUUGGAUUCUGUCCUGUGGUCAUUGGUGAACUUUUGGAGACUAUUUGGCAGGACAGUGAUGUAAUCGGAUUUGCCCUUUCUUGGAAUCAUUCUAGUGGCUGUGUAGAGGAGAAAGAGAAACUGGAAGCAGUCAGCCCAUUUAGGAAGCUGUCAAAAUAACCAGGGGCUAGAUGUAGGUCUGAAGAGGGAUGGGGAGAGGAGUGUACCUCACAAGUCAUUUGUAUACCCAGAAGACUAUAGGGACCCCUCCUUGCCCUCCCUGUGGCUGUCUUGCUGACAGGCUGCUGCAGCAGCCAUACCAAGAGUGUGGAGGACAUCGGUUCAGAAAGCACUUGGUGUCUUUGCAGAUGGGCUGGCAGAGGAGAUGGAUGGCAAAGUUCUUUGUGCUGCUUUUAUUCCUUUUGGAGACAUCACAGAUGUUCAGAUUCCACUGGAUUAUGAAACAGGUGUUUAUUCAGUGUCACUCAUAUUCAGCUGCCUAAUGCCAGGAAAAGAACUUGAGACAUUUUGAGUCAUGAACAUUCUGCAUGUGGUUGAUGAUGACUGGUUGAAAAAGUUUUCUAGGAAGAUUCUUGAAGAGAAGAAAGAGGAAGAAGGGUCAGAGCCUCCCAAAGUGGAAACCCAGGAGGGAGAGCCCGCUGUAAAAAAGGCCAAGUCAAACCCUAAGGUGUACAUGGACAUCAAGGUCGGGAACAAGCCAGCAGGCCGCAUCCAGAUGCUCCUGCGUUCAGACGUUGUUCCCAUGACAGCAGAGAAUUUCCGCUGUCUGUGCGCCCGCGAGAAGGGCUUUGGCUUCAAGGGCAGCAGCUUCCACCGCAUCAUCCCCCAGUUCACGUGCCAGGGCAGCGAUUUCACCAACCACAGCGGCACUGGGGGCAAGUCCAUCUACAGGAAGAAGUUUGACGAUGAAAACUUCAUCCUCAAACACACGGGACCAGGCCUGCUCUCCAUGGCCAACUCUGGUCCAAACACCAACGGCUCCCAGUUCUUCCUCACGUGUGACAAGACGGAUUGGCUGGACGGCAAGCACAUGGUAUUUGGGGAGAUCACGGAAGGCCUGGAUGUCUUGCGGCAGAUUGAGGCCCAGGGCAGCAAGGACGGGAAGCCCAAGCAGAAGGUCAUCAUCUCCGACUGUGGGGAGUACGUGUGAGAGGGCAGCUGUCAGCCCGGGGGACCGGCAGCCAAGUUGUCCCGUUGGCAGCAAGCAGGGCUUUGUGUCCUGGCCCUUCCUUGGGGGCGGCGUGGGGCAGCUCCUCUGCAGGCCGGCCUGGGCCUCCUCUGGCUGUUCCCCAAGUGGGGCCGUGGGCCAGGGUGCUGCCCUCCACACCGUGGACGGCUGUGUGUGCUCUUUCCAGGCCAGGGCCUCUCCUGGGCCCACCUGUGUGGAUCUUGGCUGUGUCUUCUGGUAAAAUUAAUCCUAGUUCUUGUACUGCUGCCACGCAGCCAGGUCCCAGGUGUUUUCAGAGGUUGCACCUGUGACUGACCUGUCCUGCUGCAACGGAUGACGGACGGUAGCACCUCGCGUGCUGCUUCCCUCCCCUCCAGGCUGGCCCAGAAGGCACACCCUUGUCAGACCACUGCAGGGCAGCAGAGGUCAGAGCUGCUGUAGAAGUGCCUCUGUCUCCUGUCUCUGACCUGCUGCCAGGCAGGCGAGGUGGGUGAGCCAGGCCCCGUUCCUGCUCUCACGCCUGCUGGUCUUGAGUCUAAUAGGGCACAGUGGUCCGUCUCAGUGACCCGUUCACUUAUUGUUCGUUCGGUGAACCAACAGUCAGAAUUGUACUACAGCAGAAUCCAGGGCCCUUCUUUUGCCAGGCCGUGAGCUUGGUGCCGGGGAGACACAAGAAGCCAGAGGUGGUUCCUGCCCCGCCCCCAGUCCCACCUGGAAGUUGCACUCCAACGCUGAGGUCUGUCACCUGCUCUAGGCUCGCCUGUCACCCACAGCAGCCAGGCCACCUCGCAGCAACCCGCCGUGCCGAGGCUGAGCCCCGUCAGGUGCUCAGUCACCAGCAGCCUCUUCCAGGGCUGCCACCUGCUCCCCUGCCGCCUGCGAGUGGCUGUCUGGAUCGAGUCUCAGCAUUCAGAAAUGCUGCGCUGGGCUGCUCCCCUCAGCCUGUGUCUCAUUUUGGGCUGAGAUCAGGUUGAGUCGGGGGGCUGGGGCAGCCUGCUGGCCCCAGUGCCCCCAGGUCAGUUGCUGCGGAGGGGUGGGUGCCAGGCCUCCCUCUGCUGCCCUGUGCCGGUCUGGCUCUCUGCCUUCAGGUGGGGCUUCAUCCCCCUUCCUGGCUGGGGCCCUCACUACUUAACAGAGGCGUCCCUCUCACUGGUGGUCAGCUGUGGCUGUCA
This is a messenger RNA of Kogia breviceps (pygmy sperm whale), 2629 nucleotides long. NCBI's taxonomy places the organism in Eukaryota, Metazoa, Chordata, Mammalia, Artiodactyla, Physeteridae. The record is from RefSeq and is a predicted model, not a curated record.